AUGACGGGGUCUGGCGCCAUCUACGAGUCCGGCACGAAGGACUCCGGAGUCAUCUCCAUGGUGCCAACUCCUCCGACAUCGAGUCCGCCGGCGCCACAUCCCUGGAAUGCGAUGAAGCCAUGCGCGCGAGGACCGGCGAGCGGUGAGGCAUGGCGAACGGACCGGCGAGCAGCAUGGAUUAAUCAAGAGUUGUCUGUAGCACAUACCAUGUCAACGUUGAUACGGUGUGAAGAGAUCAAUUUGGUUGCUGCGCAGAUCAACACAUACAGUGGGUUACUGCAGCAAUUAGCUCAUUCUCGAGAGCACAUGAGUGGUGACGAGAACACACCAAGUGUCGAGCUUGUCAUCAGCCAGGUGGUGUGGGAUGAGGAACUGUUUCAUGACGAUUCACAUGAUGGAUUACUGCAACAACUAGCUCUAGGUGGAGAGUGUUGGAAUGGUGAGAAGAUGAUCUGCAUACGUCUCUCUUGGAUAUCAUCUACAGGGUUUGGAAGGAAGGUUAUACGUUGUAAAUUAGCCAAAAAAUGGUGGCUUUGGAGAUGUUAUUAUAUGGCAACAGGUAUCUUUGAGAACAGGGUUGUUUCUGAUUAUGUCAUGGAGGUCCUUGGGUUGACUGUUGGUGAGCAGUCUCGUUUGAUGGCAGUUUGGUUGAGUAGUCCCACCGCUGAUCCUGUGUCCAUCGUUGCUUGUGCAAUGAAAUAUAUUGAGCCUCAUUUGGAUCGUCUUCCCAUUCAACUUCGCAAGUGGAGGAUAUCAGUUGGUGAUAUUGUUGUUAGUGUAUAUCCAGUUAAAAGUAUUGUGCAAAGGACUGGCUCUUCUAGAGCUUUUGUGGAUAUUCCAAUAAGGAUCAAGGUUGUUUCUCAAAACAAUUCAGUUGCUCCUGAAGCUGUAGUACCAUUUACUUUAGAAGUUGAAGUAGUGUCUUUGUUUGUUUUGGACAAUCUUGAUUUAGUUGUUGGAGAUCAAUCUUAG
This is a messenger RNA of Miscanthus lutarioriparius, 972 nucleotides long. NCBI's taxonomy places the organism in Eukaryota, Viridiplantae, Streptophyta, Magnoliopsida, Poales, Poaceae. The record is from the annotation of a GenBank genome assembly.